UCCGAAGCCUCUCACUGUACCACGCAUACAGAAGAGAAAACAGGGAAUCCAGUUUUCCAGUAAUGAAAUGGGUUGCUCUAUAACAAAAUGUUGUGGGUUUUUUUUUUCUUAUAAUAUGCCAAUGAUUGGCUUAUUUGCUUGGCAAAACAUCUAAAUGGAAUUGCAGUAUUUUUCUGGAUGAUUUAUUGUAUGCACUUUGUAUUCUGGCUUCCUUUCAUAAACAGGAUAAUGCAGAGUGAGGCUUCCUGUAGUCCUUUUGGGUGCUGAGAGGGAAAUCUACCUUGUGGCUCAGAAAUUCUGAUAAUCAGAGAUAAUCCAGGAUCCUGGGCAGAGGCAGUGUCAAAAAUGAGCAGUAGUCUGCCGCCAGGGUAGUCUCCAGCGGCACCCAAAGGAGCAAACCAACCUCCAAGAAGAUCCUCUUAUCUCCAUAGGAACUGCAUGUGUGCCCAGGGCUGCCUUCUGUGCCUCUCCCCAGAUAGCUUCCAGCCCCAUCUCUAAUCUUCUUUCAAAAAUCCAAAACAAACCCAAAUAAAAAUCAAUCAAACCAAAUAACUCCCCCCCCAAGACACAAGGCAUGCCCAAACCCACGACUAGCAGAGGUCUGUUUCUCCUGUUCUUUUCCUGAGACCUUCUGCUGAAGUCAGAUAAGCCAUGGAAAGCAGCCACUGAAUUGGAGAAACUUCCCUCUGGGUGCUGUAGAGCAUGUUGCUGUUCCAAUCUCCAAUCAGAUGUUUUGUAGAUGGUUCUUGAAAUGUUUGCCAUGGUAGGGCAAUGAUUGAAUCUUCAUCCUCAGUCUGAAUCUAGCUUCUGCCUAAAAUGUGGACACUCAGUGUGGCUUUUGCCUGUGAGGAACUGCUUUCCUUCAGUUUGAAAUUAAAUUUCUCUCUUCAACCUGCUGCAAUCUCAUGCCUUCAGUGGUAGUGCUGCUUUCCUGACUCAGUCUUCUGGUAUGACAGAGGCUCGCCAAACUCAGUGAGCAGCACCAAACCUUUAAUAAUAAUGAGCUGCAAGAAACGCCUCCAUUUGCAGUUGCCAUUGUGUCACGGUUGUACUUUGGGCCUUAUGGCAGGUUUAAUGUUAGUGCUGUAGUUAGGGCUUAUUAGAGCUCCAAGUGCAGGUGAUGCAGUUCAAAGCAGACUGUGCACUUUGCCAAGUGUCCACAUUUAAAUAUGUUCACAGCUGUAGUAUGGUUAAAACCCACUUGCUGUCUGGUUGCAUCCCUUUGGUUUGCAAGCUUGAGCUAGAUAAGGGAGCUGUUUGUUGGGUAGCUGUUGGAACAUCUUCCUUAGUUACUGCUGGAAUGGAAGGCAUUUUGUUAUCACAGAAUGCAACAGCUGACUUUUCUCCAAAUAUAGAACAGAAAUACAUAUUGAAUGCUUUGGCUCUUUCUUCAGUAUUGGGAAUGUUUCUACCUUUUCCCCAUAGCAGCAGAUCAAUGCAGUUGCUGUGCAGUUUCUAUUCUUGAGAAGCUUUAAAAACACAUUAUCAUCUUCCUGCUCUGACUAUGGAUUUUACCUCCUGUCGCUAGGAUUCCCUUGUAAAUUUUAUUUUUUCCCUUUCUAAUUUCCUUUCUAUUUUCUUCUCUCAGCUUUUCUUUUUUUUUCCACUCACUAGAAUAUAUACAAGUGUUCAAGUGCGGGGAUGUGACAGGGAAGCCCAAUAAGCAAUCUGUCUGUCUAGGAAAAAUAUGCCACUGUACCUCUGGUCCCACUCAAGUGCUGAGUAUGUAUGUAGGUGCAUUGGUUUGGUCUCUAUUCUCCUUACACAUAUCCAGAUGCAAUUGGCACAAUCAUUUUAACUAAGCUACCGCUAAUUUAUAUUUUUACAAUUGAUUGCUCUUUUUCUGUCAAGAUGGAAUCUAAUAUGGACUUACUCAUUUUCAAUGUAACACUUCUUGAACUAAGAAAAUGUUUUCUCCAAUUUACCGAUCUGGAGGGUGUUCUUUGACACCAGCCCUGCUAUGCCUCCUGCAAGUGUUGUUGCAUUAUAAAUUCCAGAUGAUCAGAUGGGAUUUUCUAUCUGUUAUAAAGAGGUGCUCAUCUAGCCACUCAUCCUGUGUGCUAUCUAAUAUGAUUUCAGUAGUGUAUAGUAGACACACCAGUUAAUACCCUGUCUUGAGCUUUAUCUGCUAGAAUGUUAAUCCAUGAGCAUUUUAAAAUCAUAUGCCUCUGAGACACAAUCAGCUAAAAACAGAUAACAUCUGCUUGAAACUGUGCUGUGCCCAUUCUCUGUUUGCCCAUUCAGAUCUUUCCUAAAUUGGCUAGAACUUUCUGUAAAUUAUUUUUUAAGCAUUUGUCUUACUUGAAAGUAUUUGAUAUACCUGCAGUAUCUUUGGGUUGAGUUCAUGCACAUAACUGAGUAGUCACAAUAAUUCUUAUAUGUAAUUAAGGCUUUUGGUACUGGUAGAAACAGGUAGAUUUUUUUUUUUCAUUUUCCCCAGUGUCUCUUAUUUUUCCAAAUACCUUUAUACAAUAUUAAAUAGGUGGUUACUUGCUCCCUUUUUUCUCUUUCCCCUUUUAUUAUUUGCUAAUACUUUCCUUACUUCUCUAAUAAGCAUUCAAGUCUUUGCAGACUGCUUUCUUCCCCUUUCACUUUGAUUUACACAACAGCCUCCCAUCAGAGAAGAGGGACCAAUGUUUCACUAGGCUACAGCUCUCCGAACAUUUUUCUCAUAACUUGGUAUAUAUUAAUUUAAAAAUAUUUUUCUUUCUACUUUUAAUCCUUUUUGAGACAUGAAAGAUCCUUAAGAGAUAAUGUGUGUUUCCACACACAGCAGCCUUUACAAGCUCCCUGACACUUUCCUGUAAACCACUGCUGUUAGGAUUAUGGUAAAGCAUUUGCAGAGGAUCCUAGCUGCCUGUGUCAGAAGUCUGUCUUAGUCAUAUCUGUCUUUGUUUUUCUGGAGUAAGAUGCAUUGACAUAUUGUUUUCCUCUUGCUCUUUAGAGAAUAUUUUGUGGUUUUUUAGAAUAAAUUUUUCAGAAAGAAAUGUCUUAUAUGGAUACUUUUUAUAUGCCAGCUAAUGUAGUUGAAAAAUCUGAAAAAAAGCAAAAUGAAGACCUAAAUCGUGUAAUUGUUCCUCCCCCUCACUCCCUCAAUUGUAUCAGCCAAGCCAAAUCUUCUUCUUGCUUGUAAUCUGAAGCUAAAAUGGCACUGCUACUAGUUCUGCAACUGUGGAUAGUUGUGGUCAUGUGCUUCACGUCUUAUGUUGGUUUGAACCUCUGGGCAGCAGCAGCUCUCUUGAAGCAGGGUGGUGGUGCCUCUCGAGUCCUCCCACAGCCUCAUUUCCUGACCCACUGGGUACUCCUCUCACUGCUUGAGAGUAUUGGGUGUUGAGAAACCUGCUCUUGCACUUCAUCAAAAAGGGCUCCUGCUCCAGGACGAAGUAUUACAUCAUCAGAAGUCUGCUGCUCUCCAUAAUCUUCCCGUGUGCCUUCCAUGGAGAGGUGGUGGCCUUGUAGCAACAGUGGCAAAUCAAUUUUGAGGUAGUAUUUUAGAUGAUUCAAUGAGGUUUCAUGGCUCUUGUUUUGUUUUGGAGGUUGAAAGCGACCUGCACAAUGUGGAAUUGCUGGGAUGAUUUAUAACAAGCCUCAGUUGUUGAAAUUAACAAAUAGGCUUAUUCUGAAAGUUUUUAUUUUUUUUCCUGAAAGUCGCCUAAAGGAUGAGAGCUUGGGGAAGGAGGAGAAGAAUUUUUUCCCUUUUUUUGCUUUUCCUGUGUUUUUAAUUAGGGAAGUUUUUAAUAACGCUUCAGCUUAAUUUUAAGAUUCAUCCUUUUCAAGUCUUUUAUAGGAAUACAUAUGAAGUAGGAUUUAUUUGAGUUUGCUCACCUGCUCCACGUGUCUUCCCCCUUUUUCCCCUGCACACACAGAAUAUCAGCUUUCAUUAAAAUGACCAUAGGAUCAUUUCUGAAUUGUGAUUCUGGAUCAGAAGAAAACCUUGAUGGCAUUUUCAAGGUUAUCUGGUGCAGAAAUGUUGCUUCAGUCUGCAGACUGGCUGAACUAGUCGCUGCUGCUGGUGUGACCCUGCUUCAGAGAUGUUAACAGAAGUGUCUAAUCGUGAUGCAAAUGUCAGCAUUGCUGCUGUUUUGCUUCUCUCAGAGCCUUUGAGAACAGGUUUGUGGAUCACAUGCUUCACUCUUUGGAGACUGUCCCUAGGCUUUGGUGCAGUAAGUGAUUUUUAGGAACGCUGCUUUUCACCCUCUCAGCCUGACCCAUUGUGCAAAAAGUGAGAGCAGAUGGGAGACCUGAGCAAUGCCAUUAUGGAACAACCCUGUGCAAUCCCAGCUUUCUGGAGGAACUCUUGCUGCUUUCCCUGAGCAGCAGGGCUUGGGUUUUCUGGGCUGGAAAGUCAAGCGUCAUCUUGCUUGUCUUCAACUAGCAGAUCCCUAUGGCUGCUGUAUCCUGGUGAUGGGAAUAAGCCUUUUCUCCAGGUUUCCAUGGGGGACUGCAGUGACAGUCAUGUAUUUGUUUCCAUAGAGCCCAGCGGCAUCCCAUGUGCUCAGGCCUGUUCCUGGGACAGGCCUGCCCUGGGGUGUGUCUGUGGCUUGCUGAAGGCGAGGGGAGCCUGAGGAGUGCAGAGCACAUCUGAGGUGUCUGGGCUGGCUGUGACAGGAGGCCCAUCCAUUUGUCACCCCAUGGAGACAGGGCCUGACUCAUGGGGAACCUGACGUGUGCUUUGUUCCAAGCCCCCUGGAUUGCAUUUAAGUAAUCUUAAGAGGUGAUAUGUGGAAUAGCACCAUUUUUAUAUCUUUAGCUGAGAUAAAAAUACUACUUCAAAACUCAUUUCCAAGGAGACCACUGCUUCAAUGAAAACACUUUUUUUUUCCUUUUCUUAAAAUUUCUUUUUUUUCCCUCUGUUUGAGAUGAGGCCAUAUUUAACUUAGCAUUUGGAGCCCGGCAAGGAAGUUAAUUCUUCAUCUUGAGGCGGGAAGGGAAGGGGCCAGAAACCCGUUUUCCUAGUUUGGAAGAGCGGUUUAACUGAUUAAUGAGAUGCGAAGUGACACUCAUCCAGUGGCAUCGGGCACGGGGGAUGGGACGAGGAUGUGCUCGUGCCGGGAAGGGCUUGCUGGUGCUUGUCGAGGGAACUGGGGCGAGUGUCUUUGCUCAGCGCGCCUUUCCCGGGGCUGCCGCCCCACCGGCAGAGCUCUGCAGUCCUGAAAUUGGAGCAGGCUGGGAGCGCAAGGCUGUGAGGGCACUUGCCCCAGUCAGACUUGGGGGGAAGCUGCCUCUAGGCAAGUGGGAACCCGAUACACUCUGAGGAACCGGAGCCAGCUGCUGCUUACCCUUUAGCAAUAUGCAAGUCUGUAAAAUACUCAUGUGGAGCCACCUGCGAAAGCAGAUUAACCCCUUUAUCUGUGUCGCUUCUUUUCCCCAGCUCACGCCGGCAGUGGUUGUUCUUCCUGAGCGAGCUCCAGGGCUGGCACACACGGAUUUUUUUCUUAGCUUCAGGAUCCCCGUAGUUAUGCUCCUUGAUGCCUGUCAGUGGUUAAUGAUUAAAUACAGCUAGUGAAUUGUGACCGAAUUUGGGGUGUUGUCUAAAGGGGUGGACGAAGGUGUUCAGAACCUGCCUGUGGCACCCUGCGUGGCUCCUGCAUCUACGGAUGAUUCCUGGAGGAGCAAUUAGUGGCGGGGGGGAAUGGGUCCUCACCGCCAGUGACCUUGGAGGACAAGGUUUUGCUCCGCUUCAUUCGCGGCUGCAGUUCCCUUUUCUAAAGUAAGCGCUCUCCAGCACUGGGAUCCGGGCUGCAUUUAUUACUAACCCCACCCAUCCCUGCCUCUUGCAAGAAUCUUGUGAGGCCGAGAUUGUGUUUUUAGAAGCAGAAUGACAGAGAGAAAUUCCCUGGAGGCGAAUGCAGAGUGUGUGCUGUGCACGCCAGUACAGACACACGGGGCUGGGAACUCCCAGGGAGAGAUUAAGUGCGAGAGAGGAGCGCAGAGCAGCCAGAGCUGGAGGAGGGGGGUGGAGGAGGCGAGACGCUUUCUAAGCCUCAAACUGAGCCGUUCGGAUUUUUUUUCUUUAAGAAAAAAAACCAAAAAACACCCUCGACCAACCUCGGUCUCGACAGUCUUACUGAAGUGCCUCUUGUGUUGCCGGAUCAUCUCACUGCUGGGUUUGAAGGACCCAGGCUAACAUGAUGUACCUCUGGGGUAACCAGGAGCCGUCAGCAACUCCUGAUGCAAUGGUGCAGCCAUUCACCACAAUCCCAUUUCCGCCACCCCCACAGAAUGGGAUUCCCACAGAGUAUGGGGUGCCACACACUCAGGACUAUGCAGGCCAGACCAGCGAGCACAAUCUGACACUCUACGGAAGCACGCAGCCCCAUGGAGAGCAGAGCACGAACACGGCCAGCACGCAGAACGGAUCUCUUGCACAGACAGAAGGAGGGGCACAGACAGAUGGACAGCAAUCACAGACACAGAGCAGUGAGAAUACUGAGAGCAAAUCCACUCCGAAACGACUUCAUGUGUCUAACAUUCCCUUCCGCUUUCGAGAUCCUGACCUUCGGCAGAUGUUUGGGCAAUUCGGCAAAAUCCUUGAUGUAGAGAUAAUCUUUAAUGAGCGUGGCUCGAAGGGAUUCGGGUUCGUAACUUUCGAGAAUAGUGCUGAUGCAGACAGGGCCAGGGAGAAAUUACACGGCACCGUGGUAGAGGGCCGUAAAAUCGAGGUUAACAAUGCCACUGCGAGAGUGAUGACCAAUAAGAAGAUGGUCACACCUUAUGCAAAUGGUUGGAAGUUGAGUCCUGUGGUUGGAGCGGUGUACGGCCCUGAGUUAUAUGCAGCAUCCAGCUUUCAAGCAGAUGUCUCGCUGGGCAAUGACGCCGCAGUGCCCCUGUCAGGAAGGGGGGGUAUUAACACUUACAUUCCUUUAAUCAUUCCAGGCUUCCCCUAUCCAACUGCAGCCACCACAGCCGCCGCAUUUCGGGGCGCCCAUCUGAGGGGCCGAGGAAGGACAGUGUAUGGGGCAGUGCGGGCAGUACCUCCCACGGCCAUCCCUGCCUACCCAGGUGUGGUUUACCAGGACGGAUUUUACGGUGCUGACCUCUAUGGUGGAUAUGCAGCCUACAGAUAUGCACAGCCUGCUACUGCAACAGCAGCCACGGCCGCUGCAGCCGCUGCAGCAGCUUACAGCGAUGGUUAUGGCAGGGUGUACACAGCAGAUCCUUACCAUGCCCUUGCCCCUGCCGCUAGCUACGGAGUUGGCGCUGUGGCGAGUUUAUACCGAGGUGGCUACAGCCGAUUCGCCCCCUACUGAAGUGACGUGAGCCCCCUGCAAGUGGGACAGCCCCCCCAGUUCAUGAGGCCUGGCUAUUGCAAUAUUUACUAGUAGAGGAACUCUAUAGCAAGUCGAGGAGGAAAAAAAAAAACACAAAAGAGAAAAUACUUUUUUAUACCUCACUAUGUUCUUUGAAUAUGUAUUUUUUUUCCUUUAAAUUUCUGCCUUUAAUUCUUUUGUUCCAAAGAUCGUGCUCUUUUUUUGUUGUUGUUUGUUUGUUUUUUGAUUUUAUUUUUGGGGUUUUUUUAACUGUGGUAAAAAUAAUGCAUUUCCGUGUCUGUAUGUUGGUGCAUAGCUUAUCCUACCAAUCACGGAAAAGGCGAUUAGUGAUAAGGAAAGCUGUUAGAAACUGAUAUCAUGCAAUUAAUCAGGAACACGCAGACAGAGUUACUUCCCUGGGUCUGGUGCUUGGUGCCUGUGAGACAGGAGGACGUGAGGGAGAAGUCUCCACCUGCCGUGUUUCUGGUCUGCAGAAGGAAGCACUCUUUGGCUGUAGCUGGGACCUGAAUGCUGGUGGGAAAUAGUCAUUUACGUUUGGAAAUGGGGGAAAUGCAGAGACUUUCCUUGUUUCUAUCACCAUCUGACGUGCACAGGUUUGUGACAGUUUCAGCAGUGUCAGAAGUUUAGACUUCGCAAGAGAAGAGUCCCUCAACCUGCCCAAAGACUUCAGCUGUUACCUGUUCUAUAGGGGACAAGACUUUGAAAGGAGUUUUUGAUGAGGAUGAUCUUUUUCCUCACACACAGAACUUUUACUCGCUGAUUUUUGUCUGCUUCAGGGGCUGUAAUUGGCAUAGUUUUCAUUCCUCCUUUUGAAGAUCUUUGUCUCUUGCUGUCCCUUUCCUCCCCUUCGUUCCUCAAGGAGUAGCAGAUGCAGUGCAGGAUCGUGCAGAGCACCUCUGUUGCGGAUGGCAAGUGAUUAAACUUGAGGAGGUGAAGCACCUGCAGCCUUGCAGGGGAAGAAAGCGAGCAGAAGAGUCGAGCAUGGCACACGCUCUGAGGCACAGUGUGCAAGGGCUCUGCUCCUGUUCAUCCUGGGCUGCUUAGGUGCUUCUGCAAGUAAUCUAUUUCAAAUAACGUGAGUGAGGAAAAACCGGUCAUGCAUAAAGCUGCUUGAGGUGAGGGACAAGCAUGUGGGUUUGUGUGGGGGAAGAGGAUCUUUUCUAUCUAAAUGUGAUCCUGAAGUAGUUUUGUACCUGGCAGAAGCAGUUCGUGCAAGCUCUGAAUUCAUAGGAACCUUCCUACCACAAGCUAUUUCAGGCCCUUCCAUAGCUGCAUUGGAGCCCCUGGAUUUGUUUUGCCUAGCUUCUCACAAGAAGUUGUGCACCUGGUCUGCUGAAUCCAUAUAGACACUACAUAUUAGAAGACUUGGAAAAAUAUAAACUUAUUUAGCUGAGGGCUCCGCAACUCCCAAGACCAUCUCCCUUUUGCUCUCACAGACAGAGAAUUUGCUGUGUUUCAAAGACGGCACACUUAGAUGACUGUGAGCUGUGAUGUGAUGCAGAGUUGCUGCUCUCCAGACCUCUCUGUUCUGCUGCUGGCUCCUAGAGCGCUCCCAGUAGUCCCAGUGGUCAGAGGCAGGCUGUAAUUGCAUUGGAGAGAUGCAGAAGUGUAAUUGUACCAGGCUGCCUCUACUCCAUGGAUUGGUGCUGGGGUGAGCCACUGCCCUCAGAAGGGCAGUUUAGAGUAUGAUUUGUUGGUGGAGCCUCUCCAUCUCCUGUUGAACACCUGCUUUUCCAUCCGCUGCUGAUACAGAAUAGGAAAAUUCCUGCGUUUAACACUAAGCAACGUCAGCAAGCAGAGGUCCUGCUCCUGGGGAGAUGUCUGGUCCAGCUACGCAUAACCACACAUUUUUUGCUCUUCCCCAGUGAUACAUGGAGCCUCUCUGUGCACAGCAGAGUGGAGGCACCCCAAAUGGGAAGAAUGGGGACACUAUUAGUUAAGCUAGAUACCCUGAAGCUAUUGAUUUUCUGGAGGAAUAACUAGAUAAAGGGGACACCAAACUGCCAGCCUGUUGGCCGCCUUUUUUUUUUCCUGGUUUUAUUGUUGUUUUUUACUUUUUUUUUUCCCAAGCCAAAGUUUGGUUUGUUGCUGUUAUGACAAUUUUUUUGUUGUUUGUAUAUAAAUAUUUUAGCUUGAAAAUAGGGAGGGGGAGAACAGGGUGUUGGGGCUUUCACAAAAUCUAGGAAAUGAGAGAGACCUGGGGUGUUUGGGGGCUUUUACUGCCUGAGUUGGGGUAGAAGGGGGAGGACUUGCGGUAGAGAUAGUCAUAUUCAAGGGGAAUUAUUUCCACUGCAGAGCAGCCAGGGGACUUGUGGAGCUGGGAUGCAGCAAAAGCCUCUACUGGACUUGUUCUCCCCACUGUAGAUGGAGGGCCUGAGUGAGGUGGUCCCUUCCUGCAGGCAUUUCCUCAGGCUGUGAGCCCAGGAGCCUCUGCAGAGCCCUGCUGGGGCAGCUGCUCCCCCACUGCCCCUCUCCCACAUUCAGUUCAGCUGGUUCUGACUGCGGCUCCCCAAAAGCCAGGUUCUCCCUCAGUGAGUGCCCUCUCCCGCCCUGGCAGUGCCACUUGCAAUCCCUCCCUGCCACUUGGCCUCCCUGGGAGUAGGGAGGCCAGCCCCUUUCUGCCUCCUGGCAGAGUCUAUGCAUGGCAGCUUCAGCCCGCCCAAGUAUAUUAGGAAUGUGAGGGGUUUAGUGCAGAAGCACCCAACCUUUGGGGGCCGUGGUCCCCCGAUCUCCGAGUAAUACCUGUUCUAAGAGCAUCCAGCCUGAUUCCUCCUGUAUCCGAGCCUGGCCUGCUCUGGUCCCUCCCUGCUGGGCUCCUCUGGUGCAUUAAGCAGCUGGUGUCUCUAUGGCUCCAUAGUUAAUGCUGCAAGAUCCUCUGAGGGAGCUUGCUGAUAGCCCAGCUUCCUGCUCUUAGCAUUGAGAGGACACCGGGACACUUGCAUGGCUGGAGGCCAGAGGUAGCUCACUGGUUCCAGGUGUCCAAAGCACCAGACUUCCCAAAAACUUGCAUGGCAAGGUUUCUUGAGUGAGUGUUGUGCCGUGACAGGAGAGCUCUUCAGCCUUUCUUCCCUGUUGGCAAACAACAGCUCCAGUUUCACUCUGAUGUGUUCUGAACUGGAUAGAGAUGCUUUCACAAUAGCCAAGGUGUGGCUGUAUCCAUCUUCGGAAGAAGUGAGGACAAAGCCUAUAUCUCCCUAUGCAAAAUGAAUUACGUUUAAUAAAUUGAACUGGGCCCUGGCUUAUUAGAAUGAUGGCAGCUAGUGCUUGUCCGUGUGAUGGGUCUGCAGUUACAGGUCCCUUGCAAAGCAGGGUUUGGCUUUCUGAGGGAAACCGCACAGGCAGCCUGGCAAAUAGCUUGCUGUUUGUCACCUUCUAAUCUGGUGGCAUCUGGGAUUCCCCUUGAUGCAGAGAAAAAAAAGUAUCUUUUAAGUGUAGCUGUUUGUACUGUCUUGUUAUAGGUCUACCCAGCACAUGAUGAUAUACAGAUGGAAUUUUGGUUUGAAGAGUUGGUUUAUUUAAUGUGCUGGUCUGUAUUUCCUUGCAAUUACAGUUAUGCUGGUAUAAAGUAACUUCUACUGGUAUAGCAUAUUCUCUACUGGGAAUAAGUUAUAUUGAUGCCCAGCAUGUUGGCAAACUGUUGUCCUGGUCCCCAUGUGUGGGAGGCUGCACUGUUGUAGGUGGGUUAGCUUUUCUACGAAAAGCCAUGCCAAGACCUGGAGGCAAUGGGGAGCUCAGUAUGAGCCUACUAUAGCCAGCUUUUCCCAGGUUAAGCAGUUAGGUGGAUCCUGUGUCAUGAGUUCCGAUAGACAAAGCCAUGUUUAAAGAUAGCUGUGGCUUGGCUGUUCCAGUGCCUGAGAGGGAGCAGACCUGCCCGGCGAGGAGCACUGGCUCUGGAGUCUGAGACGUGUUUCGGACAGGGCUCUGUCAGUGACCCCUCUAGGGUUCUUGUGGGGCAGUCGUGUCACUACAUUAGACUUCGCUUCCCUGUCCCUAAAGUGAAUUUUAUCCCCUGUUCUUACCUGUUUUGAGAUCCAUGGAUGUGAAGUGUACAGCAAGAGCUGAGGAGGGUUUUCUGAGUAGCGGACCCAAGUGCUGGUUGUGGAACGGUUAAUGAAGCCUUUUCCCUGCCUGAAAAGAGACACUGGCUGCUGGGCUUUCAAUUUCAGCACCCAGAGCUCCAUCAGUGGGGAAUACAAAGCAGAGCCUCCCAGUUCUACCCAUGUUUUUCCCCAGCCCUUCCCUAUCUGUAUUUUCCCAUCGUAGCCACGAAGAUGGAGGCAAGUGGAAAACAGGUUUGGGGAGCACUUAGGAAUUUAAUAAAGGGAAACCCAAACAACAGCUCUGGGGAUGCUUUUGCUGAGUCUAGCUCCAAAGGGAAAGCACACAGGCAGCCUGGCAGAGGGCCUGCUGUUUGUGACCCUCCAGCCUGGCAGGGUGGGGGAAUGCUGUCCUUGGUGUAGAGGGGUAAUUUUUAAAGUGUUUUACCUGUUUGCACUGUUUUAAAAUAGGGGGGGGAACCAACCUAGUGAACAAGAUGAACAUCCAAUGUAAACUUCUUUGUGUUUUUAAUUUUGACAUGCUCUUGGAUAAUGUCAAACAUUUUGUAGUAUACACCAGUGAGACUUGAUUCUUUGUUGCAUAAAACACUAUUUUUGGUGAUGUUAAUGUCUGAAAAGCCCGUUCCCUCCAUCCUCACCUUACUGAUUGCCCUCUCUGCCCUCCAACCCCAGUAAACUUCUCUUCUACAAUGAAAACUCCAGUCAACGAGGCAAGCAGGAGUCUGAUAGCCAGAGCGUGAAAUGGGGCCCUUUGCAAGGAGGCUGUGGGGUUUCUUCCUGGUGUGCUUUGCUCCAGCCAGGAGUUGUCAGGAGAGCCCCUGUCCCUCUGCAGUGCCUGCAUCAAUGGCAGCCUAAACGGGACUCGGGAUGGCCAAGUCCCAUCUCUGUUGCCGCUGCUGACCCUGGAAGACAGCUUCUUGCUGGGGCUGCCAGUGCUGCGUGUGGUUGUCCUCUUAGGGCCACGGGCUGCAGCUGGCCCAGGCUUGUGUGGGAGACCAGCUUCCCAUGCUGCCUCUCAAGUCAUGGUAGAGCAGGAAUGCAUCAGCCAAAAACCUUGCCUGAUUUCACCAGGAGAUUGCUGGUGUCUAAAGCCGUCCACUGAGAUAGUAAUUUGGCUGGCAGUCAGAGUCAGCAAAAUGCCCGUUAAUCUUUGAAUGUUUUUCUUUUAAAAUUUUUGUUGAUGUUCUGAAGUGGGUCAAUAAAUCUCUUGCCAGAUUCCCAGUUCUCUGCUGGUGGAGGGGCUUGUUGCUUCCCUGAGAAGUAAAUUCCUUACAGAAAUCAGGCCUCCCACAUUAGUCUCAGUUCUGGUCAUGUUUUUCUAUUUUUUUCUGUUCACAGUAUUUUGUGUGUGCGAGUGUUGUAAUUUUGGCAGCUCAAUUUGGCUGCAUUAUCAAGUGACGAAAUCAUCCUCUUUUACCCCAGGGGAUAUGAUUUGGUUUUGUUUUCUUUUUUUUGUUGUUGUUUUUUUGGGAGGGGUGUUGUUAGGCUUUGUUUGGUUUUUGGUUUUGUUUUGUUUUUGUUUUUUAAAAAAAAUAUGAUAAAUCCUGCUUGUAAAUCGCUGGAGCUAAAACCUGGGGCUGAUAACAAAUGAGAACCAGGGCUGUAGAGUGAUACGGAGCUGGUGGAGUAUUUUACUGACCUCACAGGCUGAUCUCUUUGAGACUUGGAGAUUUCCAGUGCGAGGCUGAGAUGCCACAGCACCUCCAAUGGCAGCGACAGACUUGCCCCUUCUCGCAGUCUCCCCAGCACCUCCCAUUGCCAGGUACCGCCGGGGAACAGGACGUGUCCUGAGUGGGAUGUGUUCCCUUCCCCUGGAUCAUUUCCUAGGACGCCCGAGCCGCUUGCCCAGGGUCCCAUUUCCCUGCUGACUCUGGAGAAGCAGUAUCUGCAUCCCAGGGCUUUGUGACAGCCUUUAACUUCCCGCCCUCCCUCGUUAAGUAUCAUAUUGUAUAGUAGCUUUCAGACCAUACAGUAUUCAUUGGGUUAUUCCUAUUAUUAUCAAGUAGCUGGAAUUGUGAAGGUUGGAGUAGUUAGAUCUUUAGCUUUUAUUCCUUUUUUUUGUAUUACUAUCCAUGUGUAUAAAUUAUUGAUCAUGUUGCUGGCUUUUAUAAACUCUAAGCAAGGGGGGAAACCCUUCCUAACCCUUUGCAAAUGGUAAUGAAGCACUGUUUUUAAAUAAAAGAGAGAAACACCAA
Molecule: messenger RNA, 13524 nt
Organism: Sturnus vulgaris (Common starling)
Lineage: Eukaryota; Metazoa; Chordata; Aves; Passeriformes; Sturnidae
Source: RefSeq, a predicted model, not a curated record